Molecule: messenger RNA, 1184 nt
Organism: Ectocarpus sp. CCAP 1310/34
Lineage: Eukaryota; Phaeophyceae; Ectocarpales; Ectocarpaceae
Source: the annotation of a GenBank genome assembly
GCGCUGUGUCACCGGUUGGAAUGCGACUGAAUCGGUGCUUGGUGACGGGCGUGUAUAUGGCAGCUCAGAGCUUCUUUUCCCGAGGAGCUUCAUUCAGAGGGCUUGGCAGCGGUAGCUGCAGCAACGGACUGCGUGCGGGGCGGCUCGCAGGCCGAGUCAACCACCGCCACCGCCACCUCCACGUCCUCGCAAAUCCCACCGCAACAAGCGCCGACACAAGAAUAAGCAGUAACAUGAUGAUCGGUAGUAGCAGACCACCAGCAUCCGCCGCCGACCCACGCUGCCCAAUACACGAGCUCGCGACCAGUAGCAGCAGCGGCGAAGGCGGCGGGUCCGGCCGAAGACGAAGCAAGUCCCACCGGCGUCGCCGCUCCCGCAGCGAGGACGAAAAGGACAGACGGCAGGCGGGCAAGGCUGGCGGGGACGGCUCGCCGCCGAGGGGGGGGCGGCUGGGCAGCCACGGUGCCCACAGGGCCCCCGGGGCCCCCGGCAGGGUGAAGAAGAGGGAAAGCGCGGGCGAGGACGGGGAUGGGCGGCGGCGGCGGCGCGGCGGCGGACCGGCGGCCAAGAAGAAGAAAGACGGUGCGGACGAUAACAGGCUAGACAGAAGCAGCAGCAGCCGCCGUAGCCGGAGUCCGAAGAAACAGCAACAGGGGGGCGGCGGCGGCGUGCCUCAGCUUCCCCUGUUCGGGCUGGACAUCCCGGAGGACCGCGUGCACGUGGUGGACACGCCCGAGGGCGUGCGGGACGCCGCGGCCGUGCUCGGCAGGAGCGUGUUGAUGUCCGUAGACACGGAGACGCAGCCGUCGUUUGCCGUGGGAGAGUGGCACCCGACGUCCUUGCUGCAGGUCGCCACGAGGGACGCCAACGGGGAGGAGGACGUGCUCGUGAUAGACCUGCUCUCCCUCAAGGACGGCUUAUUCCUGCCCGAGAGCUUGAGCGAGGCCCUGUCCGGCCCGUUCGGCUCGCCGAGCGUGGUCAAGCUAGGUGGGCCCCUACACGUAGGUGUCGGAUUAGCCAACGACCUGGACGAGAUGUCGUUCGCCUUUGACAAAACCCCGUUCCUGGAGCAAGUCCCAGGAGUGCUCAACCUUAACGCUCUCAACACCAAGCUAACAGGAGGAGUAUGCGACGACCAAGGCAUCCCUCGCGACUUGGGGCUUAGAAAGCUCGCGUCAAUGUGA